Messenger RNA from Antechinus flavipes (yellow-footed antechinus), 1523 nucleotides. RefSeq names its product cilia and flagella associated protein 144 (gene CFAP144). The record is from RefSeq and is a predicted model, not a curated record. The transcript is spliced from 3 exons. Bases 595 to 1038 code for a protein of 147 amino acids. NCBI's taxonomy places the organism in Eukaryota, Metazoa, Chordata, Mammalia, Dasyuromorphia, Dasyuridae. Gene Ontology annotation, cellular component: ciliary base.
AGGAGGGGGGGGAGUUUGCGCGUGUGAUCAUACAAACGCGCAUCGAUGAAUACAAAUCACGCAGCAGGAGGCCCGAACAGAGCCACAGGGACCGGGCUGAGGAAGGCGACCGGUCCGACGCCGCGGCAAAGCGCCCAAGGCGCAAAGGGGACACUGAUGGAGAAGCCGAGGAGCUUCCGAGGCCGGAUGGGGCCGGAAACAAGGAGGCGGGAUCUUCGGGGGGACUUCGGGGCUGCGGCUGCGGGAGGAUGGGGGGGGGGGGCGGGAAGGGCGGGAGACCGCGGCUUUUUUAAGUUAACAGUUAACGAGGAGGAAGGCUCUGCGGCCGUCCCGCCGGGUGGGAAGGGGCAGGUGGACACAUCCCUUGGACUCUUCGGGCUGUACGUUCUUCCGAGAGCAGAUCCUGCGGGGCAGGGAGCCAGCGCCCGGGCCUCUCUAAGCGCGGACCGAGGAGGGGAGUGGGGGAGGGGGGAAAGAAUGAGCACUGUGGGGGCGGGGGUAGAAGCGAGACCGGGCGGCGGUUGCCUGGAGACGGCGUCGGGACCCGCAGCCUAUUGAGCCCAGAGGGCAGCGAGAAGGAGCUGGAACCUGAUCAUGGCGUCUCGCGGGCGUGAGAAGGCACCUCCGGACCCAGUGCAUCAGAACCAGAUCAUGUGCGAGCUGAUCCGCAAGGAGCUUCGGGCCCAGAAAUUGUACACAGAGUACAACGUGAACCCCCACCACCAAGUUCACAACAUUACCAGAAAGCCCAUGUCCUGGCAUGACAAUGUGGAGGAACCUGCAGAUGCCAAGUUCCUGAAUGUCAUUCACUAUGCUGCUCAGAGACCCAAGAAGAAAUACUCGGAGCCCCAGACCGAGAGCCAGGAAAUCGGCUGGGACUGCGAGCCCUUGGUGAGUGAGCCAGGCAGCCAGGGAUGGCCUUCUGGAAGGCUCCAGAUCUCCCCCUCCCUCCAUUCCCAGCUGACCCCUCACUCUUCUCAGGCCACAGGGCUCCCGAGACACACUGACCCCUCACACUCAGGCCUAGAUAAGAGGUAAGGGAGGCAUGUCAUCCAGAUCUGUGAGGAGUCUCCUUUACAAGCUGGGAGGCAGGGGCUGGCUCUGGUAACUCCGGGCCUCUCCCCACUGACUCCAGCCAGGCUGUCCAGGUGACAAAUGAUAACCUUGCUUAGUAGGAUUUCUAACAAAUAGAUUAAGAGGUUAAACUUAUUUGCAGCAUCAGUUCUAGGAGCCAGCACCUCGCAGCCAGAGACAAAGGGACUAAAGAAAAUGCAAGGGAAAACCAGCAAAGGGGACCCCCCCCCAGAAGCAAUCCCCUCCUCAGCCUCUGUCAGCAGGCUUGCUUCGGUCCCCUUCAGAAGAGGGGAGCCUUGCUUGGGUCACACCCCCACCCCGACAUCUCUAGAUCAGACAUCCUUUGUCCAGUCUCUCAAUGACCUCUAUCAUUUGCCCUUUGGCCCCCCAUGCUGCCCAUCCAUAACCAAGAGAUGAGAAGCAAGACAGAGGAAGCCAGGGAGCCACAA